Molecule: messenger RNA, 1260 nt
Organism: Meriones unguiculatus (Mongolian gerbil)
Lineage: Eukaryota; Metazoa; Chordata; Mammalia; Rodentia; Muridae
Gene: Catsper4
Product: cation channel sperm associated 4
Exons: 10
Coding region: 4-1260 (418 amino acids)
Biological process (GO): sodium ion transport; transmembrane transport; sperm capacitation
Cellular component (GO): CatSper complex; acrosomal vesicle; membrane
Molecular function (GO): calcium-activated cation channel activity; voltage-gated calcium channel activity
Source: RefSeq, a predicted model, not a curated record
CUCAUGGGUCGACAUGAGGAACAAAUGCUCAUUAACCGCAGAGACAUCACAGACAAGAGGGAUUCCUGGGACAUGGAGGAGAUCAUCACUCGAAUGUAUGUCAAGCAGCUGCUGCGACACCCUGCCUUCCAGCUGCUGCUGGCCUUGCUGCUAAUAAUCAAUGCCAUUACCAUCGCUAUGCGCACCAACGCCUAUCUUGGUCAGAAACAUUAUGAGUUGUUCUCGACCAUAGAUGACAUUGUGCUGACCAUCCUUAUGUGUGAGGUUCUCCUUGGCUGGCUCAAUGGCUUCUGGAUUUUCUGGAAGGAUGGCUGGAACAUCCUCAACUUCCUAAUUGUCUUGAUCUUGUUUAUGGGGUUCUUCAUCAAACAACUUAGUAUAGUUGCCGUCACCUACCCUCUCAGGGCACUUCGGCUGGUACAUGUGUGCAUGGCAGUGGAGCCCCUGGCCAAGAUCAUCCGGGUCAUCCUGCAGUCCGUGCCGGACUUGGCCAAUGUUAUGGCCCUCAUCCUCUUCUUCAUGCUGGUGUUCUCCGUGUUUGGGGUCACGCUCUUUGGCGCGUUCGUGCCCAAGCAUUUCCAGAACAUGGGGGUUGCCCUGUACACCCUGUUCAUCUGCAUCACCCAGGAUGGAUGGCUGGACAUCUACAGUGACUUCCAGAUGGAGGACAGAGAGUACGCAAUGGAGGUCGGAGGCGCCAUCUACUUUGCCGUCUUCAUCACCAUCGGUGCUUUCAUCGGCCUCAACUUGUUUGUCGUCGUGGUGACCACGAAUCUGGAGCAAAUGAUGAAGACAGGAGAUCAGGGACAACAUCAGAUAAUGUUUAGUGAGAUAGGCGCAGAUGUAGACGACUGGAGUGAUGAUCUGCCGCUGCUGCAUUGUACAGAGGCCCGCAAGGAGACUUCCGGGCCCCACCAGGAACCGCUGGUCGGGGGUCCCCUGUGUAACCUCACGGAAAAGACCUGCGAUAACUUCUGCUUGGUGCUUGAGGCGAUCCAGGAGAACUUGAUGGAGUACAAAGCCAUCCGCGAGGAGCUCAACACGAUUGUGGAGGAGGUGCGUUCCAUCCGUUUCAACCAGGAGCAGGAAAAAGUGGUGUUGAACAGGCACGUCUCCAAAAGCCUGUCCAUCCUGAGCCAAUCCACCACAGAGAUGCGUGAGGUAGCCACCCAUCAAGAUUUGAUCUCUGCGCUGAUCAGCAGGGAAAAGGUUUAUGAGUCUAACACAAAUAUGGUUAGCAAACACAGGAUCAGCCACUGA